CCCGCCGUUUUGAGAUUAUAAUGGCGGCUGGAGGGGCUGACGUUGAUGCGGACGCGCCUGGGUCCCCGCUGCAGCCUUGGGAGCGGGAAAGCGCGGCCCGAGAAGCGGCGGAAGGAGUGAAAGCUGGGACCCGCACCAUAUUGGAUGUUGUGGAAUCCUUGGGAUCCCUGCUUGAGAAUGCAGACACUCGAAUGCGUGCACGGGGCCUUCAGGUGCUCUCUGAAGUCCUGCUACAAUGCUACUCCCUACUUCAAGAAAAAGAAGUGACCCACCUGGUCUUGUUCUUCGAGAACCGACUGAAAGAUCAUCAUGCUGUCAUUCCCUCUGUGCUGCAGGGACUCAAAGCUUUGAGUAUGUGUGCAGAAUUGGCUCCAGGCCUGGCAGUGUCUGUUCUCAAAGCCAUCUUUCAGGAGGUUCAUGUCCAGUCUCUGCUGCAGUUAGAUCGCCAUACAGUCUACAGCCUCAUCACUAAUUUCAUGAGCGGCCGAGAGGCAGAGCUGAAGAGUCUGGGUGCUGAUUUCACCUUCGGCUUCAUCCAGGUGAUGGAUGGGGAGAAGGACCCUCGCAAUCUGUUAGUGGCCUUUCAGAUAGUGCGAGACAUCAUCGUCAAGGGCUAUGUGCUCGGGCCCUUUGUAGAGGAGCUGUUUGAGGUGACAUCCUGCUACUUCCCUAUCGACUUUAUUCCUCCUCCGAAUGAUCCUCAUGGAAUCCAGAGAGAGGACUUGAUUGCCAGCCUGCGGGCAGUGCUAACCUCCACCCCUGCUUUUGCUGAGUUUCUGCUUCCACUUCUCAUUGAGAAAAUGGAUUCUGAUGUACAAAGUGCGAAGAUGGACUCCCUACAGACACUGAAUGCUGUCUGCAUGAUCUAUGGGCAGAAAGAGCUGAAGGAUUUUCUCCCUAGCCUCUGGUCAUCCUUGCGCAGAGAGGUGUUCCAGACAGCAAGCGAGAAGAUUGAAACAGAGGGUCUGUCUGCUUUGCGUGCUCUGUCAGCAUGUCUGUCCCGCUCAGUGCUCAGCUCAGAUGAUGAAGACCUUCUGGACUCCUUCCUCAGAGGCAUUCUGAAGGAUUGCAGGCACCACCUGUGUGAGCCUGACAUGAAGCUGGUGUGGCCAAGCGCAAAGCUCCUGCAGGCAGCCGCAGGGGGUUCCUUGCGGGCCUAUUACCAGAUCGCAAGCAGUGUAUUUCCGUUACUGGUGGAGCAGUACAAUAAGCAUUUGCAGAGUAACCAGCGUAGGACAAUCUUGGAGGUGCUGCUUGGUUUCUUGGAGCUGCGGCAAAAGUGGGGUCCUGAGGAAGAAGACAAGAGUCCCCUGCUUUGCGCCAAAGAUGCUCUGUGCUCCAUGGUGUUCUCGGCACUUGUUGAGGCUAGCGUGCAGCUGCAGUUGGUUGGGAUCCGAGCUUUGACCUUUUUAGGAUUAUUACAAGGGCUCCUGGACUUCCCGGAUGUGGAUAGACUUGUGGACAGCCUGGCACGGUUCAUCCUUCAUGAGGAAGAUUCCCAGACCAGCUUGGCUGCCAUGGAGGCUGCAGGCACCCUGACUCCCUUCUACCCAGAGGCCUUCAGCAGGUGCUUGGUUCAGAAGCUCUCAGAGGGUCUGCAGGCAGAAUUACAGGAGGACAGCGCUGAAUUCCAGCAGGACCGUUGCCUGCAGGCCUUAGCAGCAGUGUCCACCCACCCAAGAAUAAUGAAGGAGACCGUUCCAAUUCUCCUCCAGCAUCUCCAGAAGGUGGAGAAAGGCAGCACGCAGGCAGGUCUCCACUCUGUGGUGUCCGUGUGCCAGAGUCUGAAGCAGGUGGCAUUGCAGUGCCAGCAAAAUGCUCAGAAUUAUUGGUACUUUCAUCAGGCUGUGGUGCCCUGCUUGAUGGGCUUAGCCGUGCAGGCUGCUAUGCAAGAAAACACCCACACAAUGCUGAGCAAAGUGCUGCUGAAGGAGGAAGCCUUAUCCGCCAUGGCGCUGGUCAUCAGCGCUGCUUGUAUGUACUUAAGUCCAGAGCUGGCUGCCCAGAGUGUCUCCAAAGUGGUGCCCCUGUUCCUAGAUGGAGAGCUCUCCUUCCUUCCUGAAAACAGCUUUCCCAGCACCUUCCAGCCCUUCCAGGAUGGGCAGUGCCCGGUUCAGACCCAGAAAAAACUCGUCACUCUGCUCAUGGCUUUUGUGUGCUCCUUGCCAAGAAACGUGGCCAUUCCUCAGCAGGACCGAUUACUGCGGGAGCUGCUAGCCUUGAGCUGCUACUCUGACUGUCCUUUCACCGCCACAGCCGCUGCCAAAUGUUUUGCAGGCUUGGUUAACAAGCACCCAGCAGGGCCUCAGUUGGAUGAGCUCUUGGGAGCAGCCAUGGACAAGUUGGAGGAAGGCCUGAGCGAGUGUCCCCACAGAAGCCAGGCUCUCACACUGCUGCUGUGGGUGAGCAAGGCUCUGUUGUUGCGCUAUCACCCCCUGACCACACACCUGACCGACAAGCUGCUCAUGCUCCUGGGGAAUCCAGUCCUUGGUCCGGCAGUGGGCAAUGGAUUUGCCUUGCUUAUGGCCGACUCUCCAGAUGUGCUGGGCAAGAGUUGCCAUGCUGACGUGCGCCUCAUGUUCCGCCAGCGCUUCUUCACAGAGUGUGUGCCACAGCUGGUGCAAGGCUUUCACACGGCUGCCCCUGGUGUGAAAGCAAAUUACUUGAAAGGCCUCUCUCAUAUACUCAACCACCUGCCCAAGCCAGUACUGGUGACCGAGCUGCCUACAUUGCUCCCCCUGUUGCUGGAAGCCCUGUCGUGUCCUGACCAUGUGAUCCAGCUCUCAACUUUGCACUGUCUACAGCCACUGUUGCUCGAUGCGCCCCUGGUUGUGAGCCUGCACAUUGAUACCCUUGUGGGCAAGUUCCUUGGCCUGACAGACAGCCCAGCUAUGGCAAUUCGUAUUGCUGCACUUCAGUGCCUCCAUGCCCUUGCUUCUUUGCCCACACCAGUGGUGAUCCCCUACAAGCCACGGGUGAUCCGAGCACUGGCUAAACCUUUGGAUGACAAGAAGCGGCUGGUACGGAAAGAAGCGGUGACUGCACGAGGAGAAUGGUUUCUUCUCGGGACCCCUGGCAGGUGAAGGCUUGCACUGCCAGUACUGACUGACAAUCUUGCUCGCCCCCACUUCCCCUGUUAAGCCAUUGGCCUUGAUUUCA
Euleptes europaea (tarantolino) is the source of this 3159-nucleotide messenger RNA. RefSeq names its product MMS19 homolog, cytosolic iron-sulfur assembly component (gene MMS19). The transcript is spliced from 31 exons. Gene Ontology annotation, cellular component: cytosolic [4Fe-4S] assembly targeting complex; MMXD complex. The record is from RefSeq and is a predicted model, not a curated record. Gene Ontology annotation, biological process: iron-sulfur cluster assembly. NCBI's taxonomy places the organism in Eukaryota, Metazoa, Chordata, Lepidosauria, Squamata, Sphaerodactylidae. The coding region runs from base 21 to 3083 and encodes 1020 amino acids.